Molecule: messenger RNA, 2060 nt
Organism: Bipolaris sorokiniana ND90Pr
Lineage: Eukaryota; Fungi; Ascomycota; Dothideomycetes; Pleosporales; Pleosporaceae
Exons: 4
Coding region: 123-1631 (502 amino acids)
Cellular component (GO): chromatin; nucleolus
Molecular function (GO): macrolide binding; peptidyl-prolyl cis-trans isomerase activity
Source: RefSeq, a predicted model, not a curated record
AUCCUGCUCUACCAGCUGUCCUUGAGCUGUGCAAACCUCUGAGCAAAGAGCGCUUCUUCGACUGGAUAAACAUUGAUACUUUAGUCAGCUCUCUCCCACAUACAUUCACGACAAUCUUCAAGAUGGCCUCUGCUAUUCCUGUUGGCGUCUACGGACGUCGCAUUCCGGCUGGAGGCAUUCCCAUUCUGGCUGCUGUCGACCAGUCCACCACUUUCAGAAUUACGAUGGCUGCCAUCGACCCAGAUGCUGAGCCACAGUUUGACGAGGACCAAAAGCAUGCUCGCGCAACCUUAAAGCUCAUCCGUAUCCCUGAUGACUUUGACAUGGAAGAUGAUGAUGAGGACUAUGAAGAGGGUGACAUUGAGGCAAUCGCUGCCCGUCUGCGUGCAGCUGGUGCGCUUCUCGAGGCUGACUCGGAUCUUUCCGAUGACGACAGCGAAGAUGAGAAGAAUGGCGGUCCUAGCGAUCCAGCCAAGUCAAAGAAGGCUAAGCAAGCUGCUCUUAGCAAGAAGAUGCAAGAGGAGCUUGAGGCCGAUGACAUGGACAUUGACGGUUUGACCAACGGCGCUAAGGGUAAGGCCAAGGGCAAGGCUAAGGUUACCGAUGAUGAUCUGAGCGACGAGGAUGACGAAGAUGACGAAGACGACGACGAUGAGGAUGAGCCUGAAGAGCUUGUUCUCUGCACACUUGACCCUGAGAAGCACUACCAGCAGCCUCUCGACAUCACUGUCCGCCAGGGCGAGGAGGUCUACCUCUGUGUCACCGGCACGCACGACAUCUACGUCACCGGUAACUAUGUCGCGUUCCCUGAAGACGAGGACAGCGAGGAUGAGGAAGAUGAUGGUCUUGACGAGCUCGGCUACGAUCUGUCUCCCGACGAGGAUGAGCUCGAUGGUAUGGACGAAUCAGAGGACGACGAGCUCGAUGGCAUGAGCGACCCCAGAAUCACCGAGGUUGACAGUGAUGAGGAGGAGGAGGUUCCCAAGCUUGUUGAAGCCAGCAAGAAGAGCAAGAAGCGUGCUGCUGAAGAGGAGGCCAGCCUUGAUGAUAUGAUCAGCAAGACUAACGGCGACGCUAAGCUCAGCAAGAAGCAAGCUAAGAAGCUGAAGAAGAACGAUGGCCAAGCUGUCGUUAGCGCUGCUGAGCCAGAGAAGAAGGCUGAAAAGGUUGAGAAGAACGACACCCCCAGCAGCGACAAGAAGAAGGUUCAGUUCGCUAAGAACCUCGAGCAGGGCCCCACUGGCUCCCCAAAGGUCGACGCACCCAAGCCAGAGGCAAAGAAGGAGGCUACCAAGGGACCUCGCAACGUCAGCGGCGUCAUUGUUGAUGACAAGAAGGAAGGCAAGGGCAAGGCCGCCAAGAAGGGUGACCGUGUCGAGAUGCGCUACAUUGGCAAGCUGAAGAACGGCAAGGUCUUUGAUUCCAACAAGAAGGGCAAGCCUUUCUCCUUCAAGCUCGGCGUCGGCCAAGUCAUCAAGGGCUGGGACGUUGGUGUCGCUGGUAUGACCCCCGGCGGCGAGCGUCGUCUUACUAUCCCUGCCGCGAUGGCAUACGGAAAGAAGGGUGCUCCUCCAGACAUCCCGCCCAACUCUGACUUGAUCUUCGACAUCAAGUGUAUCUCUGUCAGCUAAAUCAUCGACUUCCUUUAUUUGUCCGCCUAUGCGCAACAGGGUCCACUUGGCUCCUGUCAAAUUGCAGGAUCCGACUCCACUCGUAUGCAGGACUCCGCCGGCCUGCGUCUGUUGGCGUAUCUUUCUUGUUUCCUAUUAUGUCUGAUUUCCGUAUGCAUAGCGUGUCGUCUGAGAUAUCCGACUUGCAUAGUCCGGGUUGCUUCGAUAGAUUUGUGCAAGGAGGAAGGAUCUCUCAGUCCUCUUCACCGAUGUUUCUUUUGAUGGAUCAUAUGUAUGAGAUAUAGCGAGGCGAUGUUGCUAAAAGAGUAGAAAUUCGCUGAGGAAGCUAUUUCCAAAAGUUAAUGGUGUUUCAUGUGGGCACUAACACGAGUGCGUAAUAAUACAUGAUUAUUCGAAUUCAGGUCCCACUAGAAUCCGCAUGGUCCCAUU